UUCGCUCAUAGUUUUUUUUUUGUUAGUCAUAUUUUUUUUUCUCUUCUUCCUUGGGUUUUUUUUUUUCUUUUUCGCGUAAAUCUUGAUUAGCUUUUGUAUUAGUUUUUCUUUCGUUUUUCAUUCCAACCAUGGAUCCGGAUGAGGACCAGGUGGAAAAAAUGUCCGAGUUCGAAGACUGGGACACGGACAACGAGGGUGAAGUUGAUCCUCUCCCAGGAGUGCCUUCUAACCAAACCGCGUUGGAACUCUACGGAAAGGACACCAAGGUCGUUGUGAAGGGCACUGGCGGGCGCAAAGCGAAGAAACGCAAGUCUCGACUGUCUCCGAAACCAUACCCAAAACCUGAUCCCACUUCCCCUCCAACACAAAAACCGGAUCUAGCUCUUCCACUGAAUCCAAGUCCUCUGGUCCCAUCAAAUCCAACUCCUAUUCCAACGAAUCCAACCCCUCCGAUCCCGCCAAAUACGAAUCCAAUCCCACCGGCACCAACCCCUCCGAUUCCGCCAAAUCCGAAUCCUAUUCCACCGGCACCAACCCCUCCGAUCCCUCCAAAUCCAAAUCCACCAGGUGACAAGGAAAGACCAGUUCAAGCUCGCGCUCGCCAGUAA
Culex pipiens pallens (northern house mosquito) is the source of this 608-nucleotide messenger RNA. RefSeq names its product circumsporozoite protein-like. Lineage: Eukaryota; Metazoa; Arthropoda; Insecta; Diptera; Culicidae. Bases 129 to 608 code for a protein of 159 amino acids. The transcript has a single exon. The record is from RefSeq and is a predicted model, not a curated record.